AUUGAUGUUUGCUCAGAAUGUUGUCUAUAGACCAACAUUUUAUGAAUCAUGAUGUAUGAUGUAUGAUGUAUAAUGUGUUAAAUAUCUCCUAGAGGAAAAGUGACACGAAAGUUUGGACGCUGUUUGCCCUAAGUAUGCUUCUUUGUGUCUAAAAUUGAACAUAUAGAGUACAGAAUCAAAGAAAACCUAAUGUGCACACAUUGCCCGCUUGUCACCAGGCUCGCUUGUCGGAAAAGGAAAGUUCUCUAUAUAAUCAAUCAUCUUUCCAGCAUAAAUCAAAAUAGUCGAUACAAUUAACUCAAGCAAAUAAUCAACUCUCACACACUUUGAAUAUGCUAUCACAUAUGACAACUGGUAUUAUCCUCGUGAUCGUGGUUGUAAGCGUUGUUUGUAUUAUUGCAUUUCUUCAUUAUCAUCGAAAUCAGGGAAAGAAACAAAGCGGAUCUAGUCGGCGCUCUCAAAACCAUUCUAGUAGAACUCGCGCGCGAUCAACACGUCCUCCACCUGUAGUCCCCUCAUUAAGAACUGAAGUACGCGGGGCUUCUAUCUCGUCGCUUAGAGUGGCUCCAUUAUCUUCCCAUAAUCGUCCUCUGCCUGGAAAACAAGACAUGCCGCCAACACAACCACCUCAACCUGCUCAACCUCCUCCUAACCCUCCACCCCCUGUUCAAGCUCGGCCCCCAGCUAGAAUUAUAAUUCCCCCUCCUGUUGCAGGUGGACUAUACGGCUUAAAAGGUGUAUUCCCACAGCCAAAGCGGGGAGGAAGAUGAGUGAUUUCAGCAGAUGUGGAAUGAACAAUCGGUUAGAGGAAUUUCUCAUCUUUGUGUGUACUGAGAUAUCACACUGGUGUAAAUAUGAAAAGCCAGAAAGUCUAGAUUGGAAGAAUGCAUGAUGGCUUGAAGAAUUUGUUGCAGCACAAUGAGCUGGUUGUUUAAUUCGGUGAGGAUAUUGGAGGGCAGUAUGUAGAUAGCGAAUUUGUAGCAAAAUCCCCAGAAGACGACUCAAGGAGUCAAGGAGGGUUACUUUCACUUCAUUAAAUCUCUAUCACUAAAUGAGCUGGCAUAUUGAGAUAAAGGAAACGAAAGCAAAAAUGUUUACCACCAAUCAACUACAUUCUAUUCGUGAAUUUAUGUUGGCUUGAGAAAAAAAGAUCACUGGAUCAGCUAUUAUCGACGACAGGAAAGAAGCUGUCAUGGUCCUGCAGGUAUUGUCGAACCGCAAAUGCGAC
Molecule: messenger RNA, 1228 nt
Organism: Sclerotinia trifoliorum
Lineage: Eukaryota; Fungi; Ascomycota; Leotiomycetes; Helotiales; Sclerotiniaceae
Source: the annotation of a GenBank genome assembly